This is a messenger RNA of Macrosiphum euphorbiae (potato aphid), 1917 nucleotides long. NCBI's taxonomy places the organism in Eukaryota, Metazoa, Arthropoda, Insecta, Hemiptera, Aphididae. The record is from the annotation of a GenBank genome assembly.
AUGAAUCGCAUUGAAGACGACAAAGGUUUUUUAUACAAAUGUAAUGGCGGUGAACGUAAGGGAGUUCGUUAUUUGACAUGCUACCAAAAAUUUUGCAAAGGAUCGGCAUCAAUUAGGCAAAAUGGUUCUAUUGUAAGUGGUAAAGACCACAGUCCUAAUUGUUUGCCUAAUAAUGCUGACAACGAACGCUUCAAUGAAAAAAUUAAAUUUAGGAAAAUUUUAUUAUUAAGAUCUAAACAAGAAACUACUCGUUUAAGAACUAUAUACGAUGAAGAAUGCAUAAGAAAUCGUAUUGGAGCUCUUCAAUAUGGGUGGCCGGUGGCCGAAAUAUCUAUGCGGCUUGCAAGGAAAAAGGCUACACCUGCAUUGCCACAGACUCUAAUCGCCUUAGCAGAUUUUUUAGACAUUAACCCUGACCGGUACAAAUGUUGUGAACGGCCUUUUUACCAAGAAAGAAUUGUUGAUGGACUUGGAAAAUGUUCCAUAAUAUUUGGUUGUGAAGAACUGGUUAAUGGUGUAAUUCGACUUGGUGGAAAUGAAUUGCAUGCAGAUGCUACAUUUAAAGUAGUACCAUCUAAACCAAAAAGUCGACAAAUCUUCAUCAUGCACAUUAUUAUUCAAAACCAUUCCAUCCCUAUUAUGUAUGCAUUAAUGGAAUCAAAAACUCAAGAAGCAUAUAGACUAGUACUUGAAAAAUGUAAAUUGCUGUUCCCACAAUUGGCUCCCAUCAUAAUUAUGACAGAUUACGAGAAAGCAUUAAAAAAUGCUUUUUUAUCUGUUUAUCCUAAUGCAAACUUAUAUUCUUGUUGGUUCCACUAUGUACAGAGUUUAAUGAGAAACAUUCAACGAAAAGGCCUAACAACCUAUUUAAAAAACUCUUAUGAGGCACAAAUGUGUGUAAAAAUGUUUGCCGCAUUGGCACUUCUUCCAGCAAAUCUAAUUGAAGAAGGCUAUCAAUGUAUACGGCAACAUGCAAGGAAUAAUAAUUUACAACUAACUCCAUUCUUCAAUUACUUUAACAGCUUUUGGUUACGGACAGUAGGCCCAGAAACAUUUUCUGUUCAUGGAAUCGCUAGGAGAACAAAUAACAAUGUUGAAAAUUUCCAUGGACGUUUAAAAGAAAAAUUUCAGACUUCCCAUCCAAACCUAUGGACAUUUUUAAAACAUUUGAAUGAACUAAGUUUAAAAAACCACAUUACCAUUGCACAAUUGAGUCAAGGUCAAAAAGUAUCCAGACCAGUUAAAAUAAAAUACAUUGCCAAUUCAGAACGCAUAAAAAUUGCAACUGCACAAUUAAAUCUAGGAACAAUUAAUGUGUCUGAUUUUUUAAUUCAAUGUUCCUAUACCGCAGAGACUUAUAUUCGAGAAGAAUUAAACUGGUACACUCUUGUCGAACCUAACCUUAUAGUUGAUAAUGAUGAUCUCACACAAUCGGAUGGAGAUGAUAGUGUAUCGGUCGCUGAAGAUAUUCCUCACCCCGUUGUAAAUUUUGCUGAUCCCACACAAUAUGAUGGAGAUGAUAGUCUAUCAGGCACUGAAGACAAUAAUCAAGUAGCUGAGGAUUCUGAUGGUAGUGGAAAUUUAUUUAUUACCAGACAUGUGCAAGCUGUGAUAAGGAAUGAAGAUGAUUUUAUACUUGAGGAAGAAUUAGAUCCGGAUAUGGUCAACAUGAUGGAAAUAGAUAAUCGGAGACGAGAAUUAGAGAUACAAAAUAUUCCUUUUGUGCAAGUACCUAUAAAUCUUCCUUUGCCACCAAACAGCAAUAUAUGUGUAGUGUGCAAAGAUUUAGAAAGAACACAUGCCUUGAUCCCAUGUGGCCAUAAAGCAUUAUGUGGUAAUUGUGCCGAAUUGUUGCAACCAAAGCGUUGUCCAUUGUGCAAAGCGAAUUUCAGUUCAACUCUACGUAUUUGGUCAUAA